AUGUUUCAGUACAUCAUCGGCCUCGUAGCCGCUUUUCUCGUCUUUUCAAAUCCCAUCAGCGACUUCCUUUACCCAGACCGUGCCACCCGCAUUAACGAGCUCUCACCACGUCCACAGUUCAAUGAGUCGCUGCUAGCUAUUGAUGCGCCGAAUGCGACAGCACCUGAAUGUGUGCAAGAUGGAUACAUAGCUAGAAUCGUGAGCAGAGAGCCUCUGAUUGUCUAUCUUGAGGGGUUCUUGAGUCCAGAGGAGAGGAGCCAUUUGCUGGAGAUAAGCGAACCAAUCUUCGUCCCUUCAACAGUCACCAACAACGGCGAAGCCACGCACCGCGACUCCUCAGUCCGCGACUCUUACGUCGCCGUCAUCCCCAGAAGUGACCCCGUUCGCUGCAUCGAGGCCCGCGCCCGCGCCCUGCAAGGCUGGCGCCCUGAGCUCUGGAUCGAGCGCAUGAGGACGCAGCGUUACGGCCCCGGCGGUUACUACAACCACCACUACGACUGGAGCUCCAACGUGCGCGGAUGGGGCCGCGUGAGCAGCCUGAUGGCGUGGGUCGAGGGCUCUGAUAAUCUCAAAGGGGGCGGUACCGAGUUUCCCCUGAUUACGAGGCCUGUGGAGAAGACGUGGUGUCGGUUCAUUGAGUGUGCGGAGGAUGGACAGGACGAGGGUGAGGGUGGUGAGACGGGCGUGGUGUUCAAGGUUGUGCCGGGGAAUGCGGUGUAUUGGGAGAAUUUUGCGGCGGAUGGGAGAGGGUAUGAGCAGACGUGGCAUGCUGGAUUGCCUGUGCAUGAGGGGACCAAGACUGGGUUGAAUAUUUGGAGUUUUGGGAAAAUUUGA
Molecule: messenger RNA, 834 nt
Organism: Fusarium sp. VM40
Lineage: Eukaryota; Fungi; Ascomycota; Sordariomycetes; Hypocreales; Nectriaceae
Source: the annotation of a GenBank genome assembly